This is a messenger RNA of Microthlaspi erraticum, 3225 nucleotides long. Lineage: Eukaryota; Viridiplantae; Streptophyta; Magnoliopsida; Brassicales; Brassicaceae. The record is from the annotation of a GenBank genome assembly.
AUGGCGGCCUUGGAAGCAGGACAGCAAGACAGAGCGGACGAAAACGAUGAAAUUGCCUUCAAAGAUGGCGACACCGACAUCUGCCAACAGCUCAUGGACCGUUACGCCAAGUCCUCGGCCUCUCAGCACCGCCAUCUCGUCGCCACCGCCGCCGCGAUGCGCUCAAUUCUCACCUCGGAGUCUCUUCCGCCGUCUCCUCCUGCUUUCUUCGCAGCUGCUAUUUCCUCGGUGGAAUCAUCGACGGCGGACCCCACGGCGAUUUCCGCUCUGCUGACAUUCCUUUCCCUAGUAAUCCCUCUGGUUCCUCCCGGAGGGAUUUCAGCUACAAUGGCUGGAGAGGCUGUGGCUGUGCUGGUAAAACCAAUUGAAGAAGAAGGAGAUAAACUUGGGGUUGCGAGUUUGAGAGCUGGUGUCAAGUGCAUUGGGACCUUGCUCGUUGGCUUCUGCGAUUUGGAUGAUUGGGAAUCUCUUCAAGUCGGUUUUGCUUCACUUCUCAAAUUCUCCAUUGAUAAACGCCCAAAGGUUAGGAGGUGUGCUCAAGAGUGUUUGGAGAAACUAUUUGGUUCUCUCCGAUCAGCUACUGUUAUCAAGGAAGCAAGUGAUACAGUAUAUGCUUUACUUGAAGAAUACAAACCUGUCUUAUCUGAGUUAAGCUCGACAAAGAUCGAGGAAGGAUCUAAGGUUGAGUCAACGUUGAAAUCCGAGAACGCAGAGGCUGCUCAUGUGCUAAAUGUGCUCAGUGCUACAAUUCCGUUUCUCUCUGGCGAAGUUAGUUCUAGAGUUUUUUCAGAACUCUGCAGUCUUAUGGCUUCUCAAUUCUCGCCGUUGACGAGACAAAUUCUCAAAGCGAUUGAUGCUAUCUUCAAGAAUUUGGAAGAUACACUUAUUGUUCCUGAGAUAGAAGGAGUCAUAGCAUCUUUGACUAGCUAUUUAUCUUUACACGAAAAGAAUCCUGCUGACACCAUCGUGCAUGUGACCAACCUAUUAAAAAGUUCUUUGGAGAAAGCCGAGUCGGUCGAACCUACAUUAUGUCUAAAGAAACUUCCACUAGUUUGUGGGUCAUUAGCAGGCCUUCUGACUUCCACGGACGAUGUUGCAUCCCAAGCCUCAAUUAUAUUGAAAGACUUGAUCAGUAGCCACAUUGACACAAAUAGUCUUCUAACCGAGGGAAGCUUGACUUGUGGAGAUGAGGAUAACUUAACCGGUGGAGAGAAUAUAAAUGCAGCAAGAUGUGUAUGCGCCGUUUUAGAGAGUACCCUAAACUCAUGUGAUGGAAUUCCAAAAGAGCACAUUUUAUCUGUCACGGCUCUUUUGAUCGAGAAACUUGGAGAGCUUUCAUAUUUCCUUGCAAAGAAUAUCAUAGUUAAGCUUGCCGACAUGAUGAAAAGUGCAAAUGGAGAUACUUCGAGCUCAGAACAUGUUCAGCAAUGCAUUGGGUCUGCAGUGGUUGCCAUGGGGCCUGUGAGGCUACUAACACUUCUUCCUAUCACCUUUCAUGCUGAGAGUCGCUCAUGCGCAAAUGCUUGGCUUAUUCCUAUCUUAAGAAAAUAUAUCGUUGGAUCAUCACUUGAGUAUUACAUUGACCACAUUGUUUCCCUUGCACAAUCGUUGAUGCUUGCAUCUAAAGGAGAGAAAAAGUCAGCUCACGGCAAAGAGUUGCGAACCUGUAGUCAUGAGCUUCUAAGACUAUUACCUGCCUUUUGUAACUAUCCAGUUGAUGUGCCCAAAAAGUUUGGAUCGUUAGCCAAACUGAUGGUUAAAUUCAUCAAGAAAAAAUCUUUCAUGCAUGAAGCUGUGGCCCUUUCUCUACAGAUGCUUGUAAAUCAGAAUAAAAGAAUGCCUAAGCCCAGUACAGAUAUGGAUGAACCAAAAGCCAAUAUAAGUGAAGAUGCUAAACCAGAGGUUGAAAGUAGAUUUCACUAUUCGAAGAAAGCUUCAACAAAAAACACGAAGGCUUUGGCAUCAAGCUCGACAGAGUUGCUUCAAACUCUUGUCGAUGUAUUCACUGUUUCAGGCAAAGAGAUCAGUGCAGACUUCAAGUGUCAGGCUGCAAUUGGAUGCUUAGCUUCUACUCUGGAUUCUUCAGUGAGGAAAAAGAUUCUAAUUUCCUUGCUAAAUAAGUUUGAUCCUGCUGGUGAAAGCGAGAUUGAAGGGAAGGUCGAUCAGUCUAAUGAUUCAAUGGAUGAAGAAAAAGAAAACGAUAGUGCUACAAAGACACAGUUAAAGAGGAGUGCUGUGCUGGAUCUUGCAUCUUCAUUUGUUGAAGGAGCCAAAGAAGAUCUUCUAGAAUUGAUUUAUAUUCUUGUUCGCCAAAGUUUUCAGGCGACUGACGAUGCUGAUCUUCGUGGGGCGUAUGAUACUCUGAGCAAAGUUCUAGAGGAACAUAGUGGGUUUUGUUCAUCACAUUUUGCAGAGGUGAUAGAGAUGUUACUCCGCCAUAAAACUCCGGAGGAUGCGUCAUCUGCUGAAAGUCGAUUUGCAUGUUUCCACGUUCUUAUGGCGCAUGGAAUUCAGUCAAGCUCCGAGGAGGACAAUGAGAAGGCUUUCCUUAUCCUGAACGAGAUGAUCCUGACUCUUAAAGAUGGGAAAGAAGAACAUAGGAAAUCAGCUUGUGAUGCACUGGUUAUGGUAUAUACCACCUUAAAAAAUUCGUCAUCUGACACCGGUGAUGAGCUUUGUCCCAAAUUUAUUAACAUGAUAUCGGGUUAUAUUUCUGGAUCAUCGCCGCACAUAAGAAGUGGAGCAGUGUCUGCGUUAUCUGUCUUGAUAUACAAAGACCCUGAGAUCUGCCUAUCGUCACCAGAGCUUCUUUCCUCUGUUUUAUCAUUGCUUCACACCAAAUCCAUUGAGAUCAUAAAAGCUGUUUUGGGUUUCGUGAAAGUUUUAGUCUCUACAUCGGAAGCUCAGGACUUGCAGAGCCUACUACAGAACCUCUUAUUUGAAAUUCUCCCCUGGUCGUCUGUUUCAAGACAUUACUUUAGAUCAAAGGUAACGAUCAUUGUUGAGAUUAUGGUAAGGAAGUGUGGCACCCGCGCAGUCCAAUUAGCCACGCCAGAGAAGUACAAGAGUUUCAUCCAGACAGUUUUAGAGAACCGUUCGGCGAAAUCAAAAGACAAAGAAGAAACCAAUGAUUCACAGACUACAUCCAUAGACCACUCAUCAAAACACACCUGCUUCCGACGUAAACAGAAGCAGAACAACAGGACCACAGCGCCCUGGUGCUAA